AUGGAGACCAUCCUUGCGGUGCGCUGCAAGGACCGCUUGAACUCCCUAGCCAUCUCCGUCAUGAACCAGUGGCCGGGUGUGAAGCUGCGGGUGACGGAGGGCUGGGACGAGGACGGGCACCACUCGGAGGAGUCGCUGCAUUACGAGGAGCACUCGGCCGCUGCGAAGACGGGGGGCUGCUUCCCCGGCAGGGCGCUGGCAACGCUGGAGGACGGUGCCCGGACACCGCUGUGGGCACUGCGCCCGGGCCAGCGGGUGCUGGCGAUGGAUGGGGCAGGCAGGCCCACCUACAGCGACUUCUUGGUUUUCCUGGACAAGGAGCCCCCUGCUGCCCGCUUCCGUCCCACCUUUGCCAGCCGCGUGCGCCCCGGACAUUUUGUGCUGGUGGCAGCGGUGGGGGGGGGCUUGCAGCCCGCCGAGGUGGUGGGGGUGCGGAACCGGAGGGACGUGGGAGCCUAUGCCCCACUGACACGCCAUGGGACACUGGUGGUGGACGGCAUGGUGGCCUCGUGCUUCGCCCUGGUGCAGGAGCAACAUCUGGCACAGCUGGCCUUCUGGCCACUCCGGCUCUACCACAGCCUGGUGGGGUGGCCAGGGGCGCAGGGGGAUGGCGUGCACUGGUACUCGGGGCUGCUCUACCGCCUGGGCAGGCUGCUCUUGCCCCCCGACAGCUUCCACCCACUGGGGGUACCCUGGGCAGAGAGCUGA
Molecule: messenger RNA, 708 nt
Organism: Pygoscelis adeliae (Adelie penguin)
Lineage: Eukaryota; Metazoa; Chordata; Aves; Sphenisciformes; Spheniscidae
Gene: IHH
Product: indian hedgehog
Exons: 4
Coding region: 1-708 (235 amino acids)
Biological process (GO): protein autoprocessing; regulation of gene expression; cell-cell signaling
Molecular function (GO): calcium ion binding; patched binding
Source: RefSeq, a predicted model, not a curated record